This is a messenger RNA of Thelazia callipaeda (thelaziosis nematode), 1164 nucleotides long. Lineage: Eukaryota; Metazoa; Nematoda; Chromadorea; Rhabditida; Thelaziidae. The record is from the annotation of a GenBank genome assembly.
AUGGUCUGUAUUUUGGGUAUUGAAAGCAGUGCUAACAAAGUUGGUGUGGGGAUAGUUCAUGAUGGCAAGGUGUUAGCUAAUCCUCGUGCUACUUAUCAUGCACCACUCGGCGAAGGGUUUCGGCCACCGCAAACGGCAGCGCAUCAUAGGCAAAACAUCGUUCGCAUCGUUCUUGAUGCUUUACAACAAGCCGGUAUUAAGGAUCCGCAAAAUGAAAUCAGUGGAAUUGCUUAUACUAAAGGGCCAGGUAUGGGCGCUCCCUUACAAGUUGGUGCAACUGUAGCACGUACGUUAUCACAGUUGUGGUCUUUACCACUGUACCCGGUGAAUCAUUGCAUUGGUCAUAUUGAAAUGGGCCGCUUGAUUACUAAGGCUGAAAAUCCCGUAGUGCUUUAUGUUAGUGGAGGCAAUACUCAGGUUAUCAGCUAUUCAAAUCAGCGCUACAGGAUAUUUGGUGAAACGUUAGAUAUUGCUGUUGGAAACUGCUUAGACAGAUUUGCUCGCUUGGUGGACCUUCCAAACGACCCCUUCCCUGCGUACAAUUUGGAACAGCUUGCUCUGCAAGGGAAAAAGCUAAUAAGUUUACCGUAUACAGUGAAAGGGAUGGAUUUAGCGCUUUCUGGUAUACUUUCAUAUGUCGAGCACAAAGGAUUACAAAUGGUUCGCAAAGGUGAAUGCACUAAAGCAGAUCUUUGCUUUUCAUUACAGGAAACUGUUUUCGCUAUGCUAGUAGAAAUCACAGAACGAGCAAUGGCACACUGUGGUAGUAGUGAGGUCUUGAUUGUUGGUGGCGUUGGUUCCAACAAACGGCUGCAGACGAUGAUGUCAAUUAUGGCCAAAGAGAGAGGUGCCAAACUCUUUGCAACAGAUGAAAGAUUUUGUAUUGAUAAUGGUGCUAUGAUAGCUCAAGUUGGUUGGCAUAUGGCAAAUGUGAAAAUGGUAUUCAAAUUUGAAGAGUGUAGUACGACACAACGCUUUCGUACUGACCAAAUCUUUUACCAUAGCACACACUGGCUGGCACGUACAGCAAACCGUGUUGGAUUGGGUCUUAGUGCUCGUAAAGCUUUGAUGGAAUAUGCAAAAAAGAAGAAUUUGACAAAAUUGAUUCCAAAUGUAAGAGUUGAUCAAAGCGAACAAAAUCUUGAAGGCUCGCAAGUUUCUUGA